AUGCCUGCCUGUAUGGCUUUUAACCGGUGGUAUGUACCAUCAACUUUCCCCCCAGAUCGAGUCGCAUACCGGGGAACCGCUACUCAGUUUCCGAUCUUGCUGAUCAUCUCAAUUAUGGAUGUUCAAUUAUGCAUGGGUCUUAUCGGUGCCUUGAUUGAUCUCUGUUGCUAUGUAGCUAUCCUAGCGAGCACAAUCCAGUGUUCAAUCUCCCGGUUCACCUUCACCUAUCAUGCGGGCCCUUUCCACCUAGAGUAUGAAGCAUUUCUUAGUGCUACAAAGCAUCACUUCCGCCUAGAUCCCUAG
This is a messenger RNA of Aspergillus caelatus, 303 nucleotides long. RefSeq lists its product as uncharacterized. The coding region runs from base 1 to 303 and encodes 100 amino acids. The record is from RefSeq and is a predicted model, not a curated record. NCBI's taxonomy places the organism in Eukaryota, Fungi, Ascomycota, Eurotiomycetes, Eurotiales, Aspergillaceae. The transcript has a single exon.